This is a messenger RNA of Hydatigera taeniaeformis, 1011 nucleotides long. The record is from the annotation of a GenBank genome assembly. Lineage: Eukaryota; Metazoa; Platyhelminthes; Cestoda; Cyclophyllidea; Taeniidae.
AUGCAUGUUCUCGCCUCACCGGCCCCAGAUGGUGUUGUGCUUCGACUCAUGCAACCCCUCGACUACGAGAUGGUUAGCGCUUUCGAUUUUGAGGUGGUGGUGCAGGAUCACGGCACACCACGUUUAGCUUCCACUGCCACUGUCUCUGUGCAAGUUCUAAAUACCAAUGAUCAACCGCCAGUCAUCCGUUUCUUCAACAAAGGCAACUUACUCAACUUUGACUACGCCAGUCUCGAACGAGAGGAAGACACGGACAUUCAAUCACCCAAGGUCAUUUGUCACGUCCACGUUUACGAUCAGGACACCAGUUUGGACGAGGUUUUGUGCGAAAUCACCUCACCUCAACGACUCUUUGAUUUGCGUGAGGUGAGGAGUGAGAACACCAUCCAACGGAGGAAGGUGUACGAGUUGAUAAGCUUGGCGCCCUUAGACCGAGAAAGGGCGCCCAGUUACUUGGUUAAUGUUCGAUGUGUUGAUGGACGAACAGCCACACGAUUGAUUGGUCAAAGUCAAAUUCGUAUCCUCCUCAAGGAUGCCAAUGACAAUCCACCGGUGUUUGAUAAAACUCAAUUCUUUGGCACAGUGGUGGAGAAUGAAGCAAAUGCAAUUGUGGAUUUUAGGGACUCCUUCAUGCAUUAUGGCCACACUUCGAGGCAAUUUAUGAGUACCUCGCACAUUCAUGCAAACGAUGCAGACGCUGGACCGAAUGCUGCCAUCAACUACUCCCUUGCACCAUGGAGACGGGAGGAGGAGGACGGCGAGACCAAUUCAACGGUGGGAGAGAAGAAGGAGGAGGAGGAGGAGGAGGAUUAUGAGUACUUUCACAUUGACAGGAUUACUGGACAGGUGAAAACACGUGUAGCACUGGAUUAUGAGACUAAGUCGUCAUACUACCUUCUGGUGAUUGCUACUGAUCAACCUCUCAACGCUUCACAGGCUCUCUCCUCCACAGCCAAGCUCAUUAUUACCGUGAGUUGUCGUUUUUUGCGUCAAUUUGCCUCCAUUUUAUGA